Messenger RNA from Umbelopsis ramanniana AG, 2071 nucleotides. RefSeq lists its product as uncharacterized. Gene Ontology annotation, biological process: transmembrane transport; amino acid transport. NCBI's taxonomy places the organism in Eukaryota, Fungi, Mucoromycota, Umbelopsidomycetes, Umbelopsidales, Umbelopsidaceae. Gene Ontology annotation, molecular function: amino acid transmembrane transporter activity. The record is from RefSeq and is a predicted model, not a curated record. Gene Ontology annotation, cellular component: membrane. The coding region runs from base 260 to 2059 and encodes 599 amino acids. The transcript is spliced from 5 exons.
GUUUGUAGCAGGGACAACCGAAUGGAAUGUAUUGUAUUUAACAGGUUGACAGGGCCAUGUUCAGUUACCUCGCAAAUGGGUCGAUCGUUUCUCCGACCAAGAUCCACCUUGUGACCAUAUAUCCUACGAACUUGCCUUACUUGGUAUUCGCACUGAUACGCAAGUUUUUGAGAUCAACAUAUAAAUACCAGUUUUAAGACAUUGCCCGCCGUUUCUUUUUCAACGUCACCAUAUCCAACUUUUCCUUUCCAUUUACCCAAUGGAUCGCCAUGAAAUGUUUGAAUGGGAGCAAUAUGGAGGAGACGCCCGCUCUUAUGAAAAGACGGUAACGCACUCCAGGCAUGAAUUUAUGAUAUCCGACGAUUUCAAUACCAGUUAUACCUAUGGAAGCUAUGUCGAGACGAUCAAUGCUCGAUAUAAUCGGGUUGAGCCCGAGAGCUACCUACGACAGAACGGCGAAUCCAAAACGCAUUACCUCGGUCGCAAAGUUUUAGCUAUCAAGCCAUAUGAGCUUUUAUAUUCGGAAUACGAAGGCUCAGAACUCAAAAAGACGCUCAGUCGCUUUGAUUUGGUGUUUGUCGGUAUCGGUGCCAUUGUUGGUACUGGUAUCUUUGUCCUAUCUGGCCAUGCUGCCGCUGAAUAUGCUGGUCCAGCUGUAGCCAUUUCCUUCAUUAUUGCUGGUGUAGCAGCAGCGUUCGCCGCCCUGUCGUACUCCGAAAUGGCUUCCAUGAUUCCAGUUUCUGGUUCUGCGUAUACUUACACUUACGCCACUAUGGGCGAGAUUUUUGCUUGGGUCAUUGGAUGGGAUUUGAUCCUAGAAUACAUGAUAGGUGCUGCUACAGUUGCCGUAAGCUGGUCUGCUUACUUUGUCUACUUUUUCAAAGUGGCAUUCAAUGUUGACCUUGGCACUCGAUGGACAACGCCAACGCUAGUUUGGACUGAAGUACCAGCAUCUAUAGCAUAUAAUUCAGAUGCCGGAUCGUACUUCAAUGCCCCUGGAUUUUUUAUCGUCCUUCUACUGACCAUUUUACUUGUCGUUGGUGUUCGAGAAACCUCUUCGGUUAAUAAUGUGAUCGUCGCCAUCAAGCUUACAGUUGUCGUCCUCUUCAUCUUUUCAAUGUGUGGCUUCAUUGACACCAGCAAUUAUGAUCCAUAUGUACCGCCGCCUACGUCCUCCAACUGGCGUGUAUUUGGAGUUGGAGGAAUUUUCGCAGCUUCCCAAAAAGUGUUCUUUGCUUACGUUGGGUUCGAUGCAGUUUCAACUGCAUCUAUGGAAGCAAAAGAUGCUGCUCGUGACUUGCCAGUGGGUAUUAUCACUUCCCUCGUUAUCUGUACCGUACUAUAUAUUGCAACCGCUACAGUCAUGACUGGAGCUGCAAAUUACACCAUUCUGAACACAUCAACGCCUGUCUCCACCGCCAUCUCGGCAGUUCAAGCUAGAACUGGCCAGAACUUCAGAUGGCUUAAUAUCAUAGUCAGUCUAGGUGCUUUGGCUGGACUUACUUCGGUCAUGCUGGUAUUCCUUUUAGGCCAACCUCGUAUUUUUCACUCAAUGGCUCGAGAUGGUUUAUUACCCCGCUGGCUCGGUAAGAUACACCCUCGCUUCAAGACUCCGUACCGAACUACCAUUAUCACCGGCAUUAUCACCGCUAUCCUCGGCGCCAUUCUUCCGGUAGAUAUUCUGGGAAAUCUAACCAGCGUCGGUACCCUUUUGGCAUUCUUUUUAGUACAUUUUGGUAUCAUCAUUCUCCGAUUUACUCGUCCUGAUAUUCCUCGUGGUUUCACUAUCCCUGGCGGAAAGUGGGGAGGAAUAAUUAUCCCGCUGAUGGGGAUGCUCAUUUCAGUGGUACUGAUUGCAGUGGCAGAGGUAACCACCAUAUGGCGUCUGUUUGUAUGGGCAGCUGUAGGUCUGAUCGUAUAUGCCUGUUACUCGUCACGGCACUCACGGAUCAAUAACGAUCCUAUCAACUUCUUCCGCGAAGCCAAAGAAGACCAAGAAGCUGCUCGCCGCCAGAAAGAAGUCGCUGCCAAUGCAAGCGAGUGUGGCUCCCCGCCUUAGUUGUAAAUAUAU